CAGUGAGACGCUGAAAGGGAAAAGCUACAGCUUCAAACAUCGAUGAGCAGACACUCAGCAUCUCCUGUAGACAGUGGAGAAGGUUAGCUCUCUCCGUGUAGUGUUAAAAAACGUCUUGAACGCGCAGUACAAGUCAGCGUGUAGUGGACUGGACGCUGUCAAGGAGCAGCUCCUGUCCUAAUUUGGCUGUGAGGACCAAACACCAGUCAGCUGCACAGCCACACUAGAGUCUAAGAUGCCCUAGGCGGAGAGCAAGGAAAUGUAAAUGGCUUCCAAAGUAAAAGAUGCUGUGGUGUGGUACCAGAAAAAGAUUGGCGCCUAUGACCAGCAGAUAUGGGAGAAAUCAGUGGAGCAGAGAGAAAUAAAGUUUAUUUCUCUGGGCUUGAGGAACAAGCCAAAGAAGACGGGACAUGUCAAACCAGACCUGAUUGACGUGGACUUGGUUAGAGGUUCGGCGUUUGCCAAAGCCAAACCAGAGAGUCCGUGGACAUCGCUCACCAGAAAAGGCAUCGUCAGGGUUGUCUUCUUCCCUUUCUUUUACAGAUGGUGGAUCCAGGUCACCUCCAGAGCAAUUUUCCUGUUACUCCUGGCUCUCUAUUUGCUGCAAGUUGGAGCAGCAAUCCUGUAUGUGAGCAUCCCUCAGCCUCAUGGGAUACCAGCCACUGAAGUGUUUGGAGCCAUCUGGCUCAUGUUAUUGCUGGGCACCGUCCACUGUCAGAUCGUCUCCACCAGAACACCAAAACCUGCCUCCAGCAGCGGGGGGAAGAGACGCAGGAAGUUGAGGAAAGCAUCUCAGAUGGAGGUGCAUAGGGAAGGCGACGGGUCUAGCACUACCGAUAACACACAGGAGGGGGCGCCACACUCCCACUCAGCCAGCACCACAUACAGCCUGGGCACUUUCUUCCAAGAUUUCUGGCAUGAUAUCUGUAAAGCUGGAUCCAAGAAGUCCAAGCUGUCCAUCGACAAAUCCACAGAGACCGACAACGGCUACGUGUCUCUGGACGGCCGGGUGACCAAUCGCAGCAGCGAGGAGGGGCUUCAGCUCCACGAGCAGCGCUGCGAUUCGCUGAACAGAGCUGACGAGGUGUGCUGGAACUCACACAUCCAGCCCACACACACUCACACACCCCGCAGCACGGGACUGAUGCUGGCAGGCGGCAAUAAGGAGCCGGCAUCAGAUGAGGCGUCCAGUGAGGAGGACCCUGAAGCAUCCUAUAGCGCCCUCCGCAGGGGAGUUGAGAGAAUGAACAGUGACUGUAUACUUCGAAACCGCAAAAAUACACACCACUACAAGAAACACUACGCUGUGGAGGAUGUCCCAAAGUCCGGCACCAGCUGCAGCUCCAGGUGUUCCAGUCUGAGGACUCAGGACUCAGAGAGCACUCGACAUGAGUCAGAGACGGAGGACCUGAUGUGGGAGGACUUCCUUCACUGUGCCGAGUGCAGAUCAUCCUGCACCUCAGAGACAGAGGGAGAAGGAGGAGGGGCGCCUGUUUGUCCUCCUGCUAAAAAAGAAUACAGAGAUGACCCCUUUCAUCAGGGUCACGUUCCCUGGCUGCACAGCUCAAACCCCGGUCUGGAGAGAGUGAGCGCCAUCGUGUGGGAGGGGAAUGAGUGUAAGAAGGCCGACAUGUCCGUCCUAGAGAUCAGUGGCAUGAUCAUGAACAGAGUGAAUCUCUACACUCCUGGUAUUGGGUAUCAGGUGUUUGGGAACCUGGUUUCAGUCACGCUGGGCCUCACUCCCUUUGCAUACAGGCUGGCUCAGUACCGAGACGUGGAUCAGCUGACCACGCUCUCAGCCAAUGAGCUGCUGUCUGUGGCGCUAGGAGGCGGGUCUGGUUCAGAUGCCUUGGUCAUCACGAUGGUAACACUCAGUUUCCUGGUGCGUGUUUGCCUUAUAUGGCUCUUCUUCUUCCUGCUCAGCGUAGCAGAGAGGACCUACAAACAGAGGCUGCUGUUUGCCAAGCUGUUUGGUCACCUGACUUCAGCACGCAGAGCAAGGAAAUCUGAAGUCCCUCAUUUUAGACUGAAGAAAGUUCAAAACAUCAAGAUGUGGCUGUCGCUACGCUCCUACCUCAAGAGACGGGGUCCUCAACGUUCAGUGGAUGUAAUCGUGUCGUCUGCCUUCCUGCUCACUUUGUCUGUGGUCUUCAUCUGCUGUGCCCAGCUGCUCCACGUCCAUGAGACGUUCCUGGAGUGUCACUAUAACUGGGAGCUGGUGAUCUGGUGUUCCAGUCUGUCUCUGUUCCUGCUCCGCUUCGUCACUCUGGGCUCUGAGACCAGCAAGAAGUACAGCAACACCUCCAUCCUGCUCACUGAACAGAUUAACCUGUAUCUGAAGAUGGAGAAGAAGCCAAACAAGAAAGAGGAGCUGACGCUGGUCAACAACGUCUUAAAAUUGGCGACUAAACUACUCAAGGAGUUGGACACUCCCUUCAGGCUGUACGGUUUGACGAUGAACCCCCUGCUCUACAACAUCACACAGGUGGUCAUCCUGUCUGCUGUGUCAGGAGUCAUAUCAGACCUGUUAGGAUUUAACCUCAAGCUGUGGAAGAUCAAAUCGUGACAUUAAACUGGGAAACGGCGUGGACCUCCACCCUCACUGACUGACUCACUGAAACCCGUUUGACUGAAAGAAGAACGUCGGCCUCGACAUAUCAGAGUGCUACCAACGUUCACACUUUGUGCAAUUCACAAACUAUUUAUUUACCCACUCAGUGUUUUUACUUAGGGUUUUUUGAAUUGUAGUUUGUUUCAUUUUUGUGUUCUUUGACACAAAGCGAUGCUAUAUUUUACCUGUCUACAAGAAGUGUUAGUAUUAUUAUUCAAAGCAUAAAUUAUUAUGUUUAACGGGAUGGUUCAUGUUCUCAGCUGCAUUUGCAAUGAUUCAUAAAUCUGAAAGCAAAGUAUUGAUGAGGUAAAAAAUUUUUUAUUGUAAUUUGUUUCACUUAAAGUUGUCAUUAUUUAAAUGUAAAGUAAGUUUGAAAACAAAAUUUAAGCUAUGUUACAUCUUUAGACAUGGUAUACAAUAGUGUUUUUCUUCUAAUUAUGGGAUGGUUCAAACCCUGAACAUUUUCAAGUAAGGUUCAGAAAAUGCUUUAAAUCUCGUAGUAUUUUAUGGUCAAACUACAGACACAAGCAUAACAUAUUAUCUUAGAAAUGACUGAUUUGCUCCAAUAAAAUGAAAAUCAAUCAAAUUAGAUUGUAAACAAACUGAAUUUCUAGCUUCUACGCAUCUAAGUGUGACAAAAUCAAUAUUCAAACAACUUCUAUUCUCUCCAGCUCCCAGACUACAGCAGAUUUUAACCUAUUUAGACCAGAUAAAACCUUCACAUGUAUACCUUUAUGUUUCAUAGCUCUUAUUUUUUUAAGGGAUGUGGCUGAUGAACUACAACAUUGGUUUUGGCCUCCUUAGCCUUUCUCACUUUAGGGAAGUGACAUAGAGGCCGACAACUGCAGCAUUUCAGAUGAAACCCAGGAAAGGAUGCGGAGCAUUCUGAUUUGAUUGAUUGACAACUUUAAAAAAAUGUCAACUAACUUCAAGGCAAAGGCAGUUUUUCUCAGUUAAACCAAGCGUAUAUGUUUCAUGUCUCCUUCAGAGGCUGAGAAAGAUUUUAGCACAGGUUGAAAAUCUGGGCAGGUUUUUUCAGAUACCCUUAGGUUUUUGGAGGCUGUUUUCAAAUGCUACUUUACUUUGGUUUAUUUUUAGGUGGACUCCUGUCUACAUGUGUUAAAGUUGCAUAAAGAAAGCUGUUUAAUCAAGUCAGCACUACAGAUUAAGGUUGGCAAAUUGCUGUCCAGCCUGAAGGAAUGGCCUCCAGGUUUUGGUCUGACUGGGAGGGAAAACAUCAGCACUGAAAAGAAACUAUCCUGCAGUUACUAGUUCAGUUCAGUUUGGUACACAUUUACCUUUCCAAAAGUUGAGAAAGGUACCGUAAUAACCGAUCUGUACCACCCUACUUUUUCGGCACCCUUCUGUUGGGAUAUAAAGAGUACCUAUCCGACCCUAAAGGGUGAAGCUAGACUCAACUAGUGAGGAUAAACGAAAAAAAAACCUGUGAAAGCACCCCAUGGAUUAUGAGACUAAUUUCAAGGCUGUUUUUUUUUUCUUUUUGCAAAUAAUGCCAGCUUGCACUGCUCCAUUGACGACUUUAGAUGUGCAGAGACAUCUGGAUGAUUCCUUUAGAAAUGAGAAAGUGUGAACCAAACCUGACUGUUUGCUGGAAGUGUGUCCUCAAAGAUAAAGCAACCUGGCAGUAGACUUGUAAAGAACAUUUUUGUUUGUUUGUUUUGGGGGGAGUUUAAUUUGCGUCCAGGCAUCCAGUUUGAAAUAAUUUCCAUCAACCCCUCUCAGUUGCUUUGACAGUAUUAUCGGCAAUAUCUGACAAGGUAGAGCGACGAUCAGGACCCCGGCCUGUUGCCUGCCACUGAACUUCUGUUCACGCUGAAAUUUGAAAAAAUUCACAGGAAUAUUUCUUAAAAUCUUCAAUUUACCUUGGCAGGAACAUCCGAGUGUCACAAAGAAAGCUGUAAAUAAGAAACAAUACAGACUGAGUGUCGUCUAGAAUUUUGGUUUUUGGAAAUGUGCUGCAUUUUAGGAAUAGUAAUUGGUCCGUUUUUGGAGCUCUCCUUUAGAAAAAUAACAAAACGGAGAGGAUUUUUAGCAUCUUUAGACAUCUUUGCAACAUCCUUGUUUUGUUGAAAACCUUCAAAUUUAACUCAUUAAAUGUUACAGCAGGCAUAAUUACUCUAACCUACAUAUCACAACUGCAUGAACUGUUUUUUUUCUGAUGGUUUAUGUGAGGACCACUCCACCACUCAUCCAUUUAUGAAGUUAUCUCAUGAACUCUACAACUUAAGACUUUUUGAACAUGAGUGAAUAUAUGCACUUUAAAAAUUUGAGUUUAAAUUGAAGAAAACAAGUCCCAUCUUAGAUCAGUGUAAAAAGGUUUUUUUCAUACCUCAUCUGUUUGGUACAGCGUGUCUGCUACAGAUCGAGCUGAUUCUUGCUCCUGUUUCUGAAAUCACACAAUACUCUCUGAAGUAAACCAUCCAUGGUACAUGAAGUUAUCAAGCCCACUGAAAACAUCUUCGAUGUGACACAAGCUGUAAAAGAGUUAGCAUGUUGCUAACGGGAACUAAACUCAUUCAUAUAGAUACUAGCAUAAUCAUCUUCAGUGUGUCUGAGGAAGAAGACCAAAGUGCUUAUUUUACUGUUUGUUUGUUUGUUUGUUUGACUCUGCUGGAAAAAGAAUGUAUUUGCAGCAUUAUGCUUUAAAUCUAUUUGUUUCCCUUCGGAAAUACUUUUAAGAUGUAUUUUUGUUCUUUGAUUGUGCAUUUGUAAAGUUUGUUCUCAAGUUUGUUUGAAAGAUGAGGCAUGUUUUACUGUUUUUAAAGAACAAAGGACUUUGAAUUGUAUGUAUGAACAUAAGUUUGGAGAAAAAAGGACUCUAUCUUGUGAUUCUGUUUUCAAAGAGUCUGAAUAUUUAGAUUUAGAUUUUUUUUGUGAACUGGUCUGUCCACAAGGUCUACAUUUUUAUAAGAAAAAUAAAAAGAAAUUGAUGUUCA
Molecule: messenger RNA, 5568 nt
Organism: Cheilinus undulatus (humphead wrasse)
Lineage: Eukaryota; Metazoa; Chordata; Actinopteri; Labriformes; Labridae
Product: protein PHTF2-like
Exons: 22
Coding region: 266-2566 (766 amino acids)
Cellular component (GO): endoplasmic reticulum
Source: RefSeq, a predicted model, not a curated record